Molecule: messenger RNA, 1490 nt
Organism: Aspergillus homomorphus CBS 101889
Lineage: Eukaryota; Fungi; Ascomycota; Eurotiomycetes; Eurotiales; Aspergillaceae
Product: aurora family serine/threonine-protein kinase
Exons: 3
Coding region: 158-1336 (392 amino acids)
Biological process (GO): mitotic spindle organization; regulation of cytokinesis; protein phosphorylation
Cellular component (GO): spindle pole centrosome; spindle microtubule; spindle midzone
Molecular function (GO): protein kinase activity; ATP binding
Source: RefSeq, a predicted model, not a curated record
AUCAUUUUAAUUGAACUCCCAAUUCUGUUUCUUUGUACACUUCUGAACUGUGGGAUUGAGCCCAGGAAUCUUCCCGGAGAAACGAAGGCUCUCUACUCGCACUGCUCUAUUCCAAGCUCCUCCGGAAAAUACGUAUCUUCUUAGGCGCCAUCACCAAAUGGCAACCAAGACACUUGAAGCGCGCCUUGAGCGCCUUUCAGUCAAGGAGGAGAAUGAUAGUGUGAACAAUGGGGGAACCUAUCCGAAGACUAAGAGCUCUCUCGCAACAGCCAUGCCUUUGUCGAGCACAGGGCAAUACAACGGCGCCAGUCGAUCCAAUCUACUCAAGCUCGCUUUACAAAAUACAAACGAGAAUAAAGUAAACGCCAUGAAUGCCAGUCUAUCACCAAUCAAAAGUUCUCAAAGUGCACUAUCACACCGUAAUUUUGACGAGAAUGGGGAACAACGGCACCCAGCUCCGCUUUACGACCAGCCGUCUCCGAAAAAGUUGCAUUUGGGAAUGUUUGAAAUUGGCAAACCUUUGGGUAAGGGGAAAUUUGGUCGAGUAUAUCUCGCUAAAGAGCGAUCUUCCGGCUUUGUAUGCGCGCUAAAGGUGUUGCAUAAAUCCGAGUUGCAGCAAGGUGGUGUGCAAAAGCAAGUUCGACGAGAGAUCGAGAUACAAAGCAAUCUUCGUCAUCCUAACGUUCUGAGGCUUUAUGGUCACUUUCAUGACAGCAAGCGGAUUUUCCUUAUCCUCGAGUUUGCUGGGCGUGGGGAACUAUACAAACAUCUCCGAAAAGAACAUCGUUUUCCUGAGUGGAAGGCUGCACAGUACAUUGCUCAGAUGGCUGCCGCCUUGAAAUACCUACACAAGAAGCACGUCAUGCACCGAGACAUCAAGCCAGAAAAUAUCCUUGUCGGCAUUCAUGGUGAGAUUAAGAUUAGCGACUUUGGGUGGAGUGUCCAUGCACCAAAUAAUAGAAGACAAACCAUGUGUGGGACGCUGGAUUAUCUUCCUCCUGAGAUGCUUAAACCUGGAUCCCAGGACAACUUCUAUAAUGAGAAAGUCGAUCUGUGGAGUCUCGGUGUCUUGACAUAUGAGUUCCUAGUUGGGGAAGCUCCCUUUGAAGAUACCCCUGUCAUGACGCAGAGACGCAUUGCCAGAGCCGACAUGACUGUGCCGUCUUUUGUGAGUCCCGAAGCAAAGGAUCUAAUCAAGAGACUGCUUGUGCUUGACCCGGAGAAACGAAUUUCUCUGGAUGAAAUCCAACGUCAUCCCUGGAUUCUCAAGCACUGUGUGAAAGAAGAGCAAACCGCGAAACGGGGCUCCAGUACACCAAAGGAAGUCAAGGCAUAAAUAUAGCGGCUGCAUCCCUGGGAGAAUUGGAGUUUAGGAGAUCUUGUUCAUUUAUAGUUUCUUUAUUUACAAUACUCUUAUGGUUUGUCACAGCGGAGUUGAUAGAGCUGGUGUUAUUGUUAGAACGGAUGCCGGUUUUCUUGAGUUAGCGAUG